GUCCAGCCUACAACGACAGACAUGAUUUGUCUCCAGGGAAUGGCUUCCCCUUGGCUGAUUUAAUACCUGACAUUUUCAUGCCAUCGCUCGUGCAGUUGUACUGCCAUGGGAACUCAAUUCGUUAUUAUUCGGAUCUCACCUGUUAAAUUAAAUAUUGACUGAACUCCCCAUUCACCCACUCGAAUUAUGCAUUCCCGAUUGACAACUCCAUUAUGACUAUUAUUAAAAUAAUUGGCGCGGUGGGGGCGUUUUUUGGAUUAAUAACCAUCACAGGAUGUCUGACUAUUCUCGCUCUCCUUUCAAGAAUUCUGGAAUUUUGCUUUAUUCUCGUACCACCCGUGUGUCUAUUUCUCCUGCAGAAAAGCCGAAUAUUAAUAAGCUCUUCGAUCGUCGGGUGUGGUCAGAUGACCUGUCGGGUACUGAGCAGAAUAUCCUCCAGGUGCCCAAGUGAAUCCAGACUGGAAAUUGCUGGUAAUCGCACCAUCGAAUUUCCAUUGCACCCUUCGUCUUACAAUCCAGAAAUUGGAAUUGGAAUUGUACCAGUUGCGGUGCCAUAUACAAGGACGAAUAUUGAUACUGAGCAUCUUGAGGAAUUCAGUGCAAAUUCCAAUCAGGAAAUAAUACCGGAAAUCGAAGAAGAGGACGAAAAUAUGAGGCUAAAUUGAGAAUGAAUCGUUGUAAAAUGAGAGAAAAAAUUUUCUAUCCACUGGAACUUCAUUUUAAAAUCAUCCUGUCAAAUUAAAAUGAAAAAAUCGUUGAAUAAUUGGAAUUUUCACGGAUUUCCACGUGGAAAUCGACCAAGAGAAUUUUUCCCAUUAUUCCUUCCUAGAGAGAAAAAUUUCCCAAGAAAAGUUCUCCCCAUGUACUUUAAAAAGUUUUAAAUUCUCUCGCCCUUCCAGAUCCCUCAAGUUCUAUCGAUGAAUGUAAUUAAAGUAAGGAAGGAUUUUUCUAUUUAAUUAAAAUCUAGAGGGAUUCCUCCGCAAGUGUU
Molecule: messenger RNA, 988 nt
Organism: Fopius arisanus
Lineage: Eukaryota; Metazoa; Arthropoda; Insecta; Hymenoptera; Braconidae
Exons: 4
Coding region: 213-665 (150 amino acids)
Source: RefSeq, a predicted model, not a curated record